Molecule: messenger RNA, 1556 nt
Organism: Mercenaria mercenaria
Lineage: Eukaryota; Metazoa; Mollusca; Bivalvia; Venerida; Veneridae
Exons: 4
Coding region: 450-1241 (263 amino acids)
Source: RefSeq, a predicted model, not a curated record
AAUAAUAGAGAAUUUCUAAUGCGUUUUCUAAAUGAAAAAAAGCGUCGAAGUUACAAAUGCUUUGAUUCAUUUAACUGAUAGACAGGUAUACCUCUUUUACUUCAAAAUUCUUUUUGUAUUUAUGAACGUUAAUGAACAAUUAAAAUCAAUAGAUUUAACAAAGUACUUGCAAUAUGACACCUGGACAUACGAUAAAACACACUAUUAUCCCAAUGAAAGCGGAUCUUUUGUUUUAGAGCUAUUGUCAAAGACUUCUUUUUGAUUAUACAAAUCACUAUAGACAUUGUUACUGAAAUCUCGCAUGUUACUUCAGUACAUUAAUGUAUAGAUAAACGGAUCUUUAAAAAUAAUUAUCUGCGAGAUAUUUGCAUUUAUAAUAAUCAGUGAAUUAAGGUGCGGGUUUUCAAAUUGACAUGUACUUAUGAUACCGAGAAACCUGGGUAAACAGAAUGGGUGCACGUUUUAGCAGCAAAAAGAGGCCAGAAAAACAGAAAAGACCACGACAAUACGGAAAAGUUAACAACUAUCUACUUGAGCCAACUAGAAAAAGACCAAGAACAUCAAAAAGUUUAAGGGAUGCGAAAUUUAUAGCAACACUUGGCCAGCAAGGACGAAGCGCCACCAUGUUUGAACUAAACAAAGAAAAAGAAAAACCUGUCAUUCAAACAAUACCAAGGUGGCAAAGUAAAUGGGAAAUUGACAUGAGACCCGACCCAAGUAAAGAUCAUAUAAACACCUUGCAGACCUGGAAGAGUAUGCCACUACCUACAACAGAACGAGCAAGUGCUGAAAGUAAAGCCUCACCACUCAACAGGUCGAUUCACAGUCGCAAAAGUAAGAAAAGCAGAACACGAGAGAAAAGAGGAACAUUGGGUAGAUUGUCGUCUGGUGCACUGCCCCCUGUGGAAGACACGGAAAAAAUCGAUAUACAGAGUGUUGCUUCAUACAGAGUUGAUGACUUUAAAAUGCUACACAAGACGGACGACAGAACACAAAGUCUAUUAGAUUUAACAGCAAGGCUCUGGCAUAUUGAGCCAAAGAAACACAACAAGUCCUGGUUCCUAGGUCCUGACAGCAAGAACGUACCUGAGCCUACAGUUAGUUUUGAAAAUAUGCCAAGACAGUCUAAACCAUUCACUACUUUUGUUAAUUUAGUCAGACCUCUCGCAAGAAUUGAGCACAACUUGAAUAAGCAUGAAAAUACAGUUGCGAAGCACGAAACAAUAAUCGAAGAGGAAUAACUCUUGCAAACAACAAAUACUUAUUUUGAGGUCGGAUUGAAUCAUUUCGCUUUACUUGUAUUAUCUAUUCGUAAGAGACAAUUUUGUUGCAAAAUAUUUUUCAAUUUUAGUUUUAAAAUCAUUCCAGUAUUUAACAUUUCCCUGAUUACUAGUAUAAAUGUCACGUGAUCGGGAGAAAGCAUAAACACGUAAAAUUCCUCUUCCAAAGAUGAUUUUCUGUUUAAGUUUUUUUUUUUGUUUUGUUUUGAUUGUUUUGUUUUCGCAAAAAAAGUUAUAUACUUUAUAAAAAUUGCAUUUUACAUUGAUUGCUACUUC